Messenger RNA from Archocentrus centrarchus (flier cichlid), 5550 nucleotides. It is a transcript of the gene kdm4b, whose product is annotated as lysine (K)-specific demethylase 4B. Bases 179 to 3904 code for a protein of 1241 amino acids. Gene Ontology annotation, molecular function: histone H3K9 demethylase activity. The transcript is spliced from 22 exons. The record is from RefSeq and is a predicted model, not a curated record. Gene Ontology annotation, biological process: regulation of gene expression; chromatin remodeling. Gene Ontology annotation, cellular component: chromatin; nucleus. NCBI's taxonomy places the organism in Eukaryota, Metazoa, Chordata, Actinopteri, Cichliformes, Cichlidae.
CAACCACUGGGCACAGUUGUGCAAAUGGGCGUGUCUCCGUCAACAACCCCAGCUUGCUAAUGCUAGAAGAAAAUCAAUCCAGGGAAUCGGUGCUAAACGAAACUAAAACGACUGAACGAAACAGGGAGAGGGAUAUAGUUUGCUGCAGGAGGUUUACCUGCAGUCUUUCCAAGAGCCAAUGGCUACCGACAUGGCCAUGGAAGAUGUGUUGGGUCUUCACCCCGGCCCAGCCUCAUCCAUUCCUACUGACCCAGCCCCUCCCCCCUUUCUCAACUCAAAUGAAGUGCAAAACCAGAUAUCCACUCUAGAGCCAGCAAUAGCUGAAAACCUCAAUAAAGUGGUAAUCUCAGAACAAGAUGCUGCUCCACAUCCUAACCCAGGUCAGCCUGCAGACCCAACUGUGGCCCCAGAACUUGCUCCAGGGUCUGAGAUACUCGCGGGCCCUCUGCCGGCACCUCUGCCCCCAGCUGCUGCCAAGAACCCCAGCUGCAAGAUCAUGACUUUCAGGCCCACCAUGGAGGAGUUCAAAGACUUUGCCAAAUACAUCGCCUACAUGGAGAGUCAAGGAGCUCAUCGUGCUGGCCUCGCAAAGGUGAUUCCACCUGCAGGUUGGAAGCCGCGCAAGUGCUAUGACACAAUCGAGGACAUGGUGAUUCCAGCUCCCAUUAGUCAGGUGGUGACAGGUCAGUCAGGUCUGUUCACUCAAUACAACAUUCAGAAGAAAUCCAUGACUGUGGGUGAAUACCGCAAACUGGCCAAUAGCAAGAAAUACUGCACACCACGCCACAAGGACUUUGACGACCUCGAGAGAAAGUACUGGAAGAACCUGACUUUUGUGUCACCCCUUUAUGGUGCUGAUGUUAGUGGCUCCAUCUAUGAUGAGGACAUUGAAGAAUGGAACAUUGGCCGUCUUAAUACGCUGCUGGACAUGGUAGAGCAGGAAUGUGGGAUCGUCAUUGAGGGUGUCAACACUCCAUACCUGUAUUUUGGCAUGUGGAAGACAACCUUUGCUUGGCACACUGAGGACAUGGAUCUGUACAGCAUCAAUUACCUGCACUUUGGACAGUCAAAGUCUUGGUAUACUGUCCCUCCUGAGCAUGGCAAAAGGCUGGAGAGGCUGGCACAAGGCUUCUUUCCCGGCAGCUCCCAAGGCUGUGAUGCCUUCCUUCGCCACAAAAUGACGCUAAUAUCGCCAUCCAUCCUGAAGAAAUAUGGCAUUCCCUUUGACAGGAUAACUCAGAAUGAAGGGGAGUUCAUGGUCACUUUCCCUUAUGGCUACCAUGCCGGUUUCAACCAUGGCUUCAACUGUGCAGAAUCCACAAACUUUGCCACACUGCGCUGGGUGGACUACGGCAAGAUGGCUGCGCUGUGCUCCUGUCGAAAGGACAUGGUGAAAAUCUCCAUGGAUGUGUUUGUGCGCUGCCUGCAGCCUGAUCGCUACGAGCUGUGGAAGCAGGGCAAAGACACGACAGUACUGGACCACCUGAAGCCCACAGAGCUCACCAGCCCUGAGUUGGAGCGCUGGAGGGAGCAUCGUGUCACACACCGGGCAAACGUCCUGCGAAGGGCCAUGCAGAAGAUGAAGCAGUUCCGUCGUCUAAAGCUGGAGGAGGUGAAAGUCCUGGCAGAGGACGGCAUUGAGCUGAAUGCUGCUGAGUACCAGCGUCAGGUGGAGGAGCGUGAGGCCCAGCGGAGAAAGGAGAAGGAGGCACGUCUUGCCCGCGAGGCCAUGAUAACUCUGGAGGCCCUGGAGCGCGAGGAGCAGCAGGCUGCUGAAGCUGCUGCUAAAGUAGUAGACACUCCAGCUGUAGAGGGGCAAGAACAAGAAGUCAAACCACAGAACUUGACAGAUGACAUUGAGAAAAAGAAGCAGAGAAGGCCGAAGAAGAUGUCCAGUGCCCAAAAUGCCAUCACUGGAUUUGAGGAAGCAUUUGAGCAAUUUGCUACAUCGGAUGCCAAGAAUUCAAAGAAGGCCAUGGCCAGUCAUAUAGACACUUUGUCCCCAAGACACAGCAACAUCUCAGCAGACAACAAGAUGGAUGUGAGUGCCACACAGGCAUCCUACCCCAAGAGGAAAAUGCCAACAGAGAUAAAAAAGAGUCGCCGCCACCCCCUCAGCAAGCCACCCACGCGCUCCCCUCUGUCCAUCGUCAAGCAAGAUCCAGCCAGUGACAAAGAGCUAUCCUCCCCCAUGCCGCUGGAUAGCGACAUGAAGAAACAGGAGCACCUGUGGCAGAAUCACUCACCUAACUUCCUGGCAGAGAAGGCCUUCAACGCUGCAGUAGCUGCGCUCAAACCACACUGUGCUGUCUGUUCACUCUUCUGUCCUUACACAAAGCCACAAAAAGAGGUCUCCACUGAUAAUGAUACCCUGGGCAAUUCAUUUCCCCGUCAUGGCAGCUUGACUCGUCCACUGGUCCCAGAGAUGUGCUUCAGCGUUGGAGCAGGAAACACAGAGCCCCCGCCCACCAACUAUCACAUCGGGGAGGAUGGAUCCAGUCUUCUGAUCUGUUGUUCAUCUUGCCAUAUGCAGGUUCAUGCCAGUUGUUACGGUGUAAAGCCUGACUCUGUUGGUGAUUCCUGGAUGUGCUCCAGGUGUGCAGCAGGAGCCUGGACAGUGGAGUGCUGUCUUUGUAACUUGAGAGGAGGAGCUUUGAAGACUACCAUAGACAACCGGUGGGUUCAUGUCAUCUGCGCCAUCGCUGUGGCUGAAGCUCGCUUUGUCGAUGCCAUUGAAAGGGGGCCAGUGGAUGUCAGUGCUGUCCCAGAAACCCGCAAGAAUCUGAAGUGCGUGUUCUGCCACGGUAAGGUUGCUAAUCAGAACCGCGGUGCCUGCAUCCAGUGCACAUACGAGAACUGUGCAACCUCCUUCCACGUUACCUGUGCCCAAAUCGCCGGAGUAGUCAUGACGCCCGCUGACUGGCCCUACGUGGUGUCUGUCACCUGCCACAAGCAUAAAAAGGUCACUCCAAAACCUCGAACAGCACCCAGAGGCCCACAAGAGCCAACCCUGGGCCAAAGAGUGAUCGGUCGCAACGUCGACUCCUGGUAUUACCACUGCACCAUCAUCGGCAUGGCCAGACAGACAUUCUACGAGGUCAACUUUGAUGACGGCUCAUACUGUGACAACUUGCACCCGGAAAACAUCAUAAGUCAUGACUGCCUGCGCAGCGGUCCUCCUGAGGUGGGGGAGCUCGUUGUGGUCAGCACACCCGAGGGUCAAAUCCUCAAUGCUUCCUUUGUCAAACAGCAUAUCAACAAGCUCUACCAGGUUGAGUUUCAGGACCAGAGUCAGUUGAUGCUCAAACACUCGGAGAUCUAUCACUUGGAUCAGGAGUUACCCAAAAGGGUCAGAGCUCGACUGGCUUUACCUGGAACAAACGAGGAGGUUCCCUCAGCAGAUGAAGCCCAAGCAGCCAAACGGCGUAAGCUUCCCUCCACUUCGGCCCCUCCUGCCGAUACCCCCAUGGAGACAACCAACGCAACCUCUUGCCCUGCAACAGAAGCUCCAGUAAGAAAACCAGCACCAGAACAUCACAGCAUUGGUACGCAGCCAACCUCACAACCGCUAUCACAACCCUCGAUGACCCCACAGGAUGCUCCUGCCCCAGCUAGCAGUAUUCAAAUGGAUGCUGAGACCCCAAUGGACACCGGCGUCUCCCUCACUGAUGCUUUAACAGAGUCCGCUCUCACAUCGGAUCCCCCCCUGAGUUCGGAAUCUGCCCCUUUUAAGUCGACCUUGAACUCUGAUCCGCUGCUGUCUGCCCCGUCCCCUCCCCUUCCUCCUCCUCAAUCUCAGCACAUGUCUGACAGCUACACGCCCAGUAGUGGCUAUGUCUCCUACAUGGAGACGCUCCUUCAUUCUCAUUUUCCUCAGGAAGAUGGCCCCGAAUCCCUGUAUUAAAACUCCACUUUGUUAUUACUCAGCCGGUGGAGGCUGAGCCAGUAGGAAGUAAGCUAAUGGUGUUGGAUUUUACUGAGUGCUGUAUUAAUGGACAACUAUAUCCUUCACUGGCUCUGAGAGCUCAGAGCAGGAGCAGGAAAAGACACGGAUAUAUGAGCACUCUUUUAAUGCAUGUUACUUUUCUAUUUUUGAGUUAAUGUGUCUGCAGUGGUGCUUUAGCAUGCUCUGAAGCAGCAGCUAAAGAGGACAAGGCUUUUUGUUUUAACAUUAUUAUAAUUAUUAUAAUUAUUUUUUCUUUUCUUUUUUUUUUAAAGACAGUUUUGCUUUUUUGUUCUUGGUCAGCUGCUGUGCUUUAUUUUCCUCCAUAAUGGGAUACAUCUCUGGGUGGCAUCAACCUCCAUACCUCGUUGCAUUAAAUCAAUAACAGCACACUCCCAUUUUCUUUCUAUAGGAAGCUAAUUAUUACGAUGGCCUCUCAGCUUUGGGGCCCUGGUGGACUCUUGCUUCUUUUUUAAAAUCGAAUAACCAGCAACAAGAUAUCUAUUUUUCAAUCCAGCCACUCAUGGCUUUGAAACUGUGUGGCGGAACAAAAAUAUCACAUUAUCCAUCUGCAGGAUCUUUUCACAAGGGUGUUUUCUUGUUGGCUCGCAAGAGGUAAAUGGAGAAAUGGGGUUUAAAAAAAAAAGAAAAGGGAAAAAAAAAAAAGAAAUGUAUUGUAGCGGGAACUCAGUAUUUAAAUGUCUUAGUCAAAUAUUGAAAGAAUUAUUUGUAAUAGAACAAACACGUUGAAUGCAAACACUAGUAGACUUGUCUGCAGGAUGCAUAAAAUUUUUGUGAAGAUGUGUCACAGUAGUUAACAGAUGUGAACUUUAUGUAUUGACGUCAUUUGGCGGCUCCACUUUUUACACCAAAUCGUUCUCAGGGUUCCUACAUGUGGGAAAUAAACAUCCAAGUCUUCACGCUAAGAACCUACCCAUUAUUCUCCCUACUCGUGAAUACCUGCUAUCGUUCUCCUCACAUUUGCUCCCGUUCAAAGUUUGUCUGCUAAACCGAGUGAUAUCUGUUUAUCGUCUCGUAUCUCCUUCUAGCACACCAACCAAGCAAAAGAGUUAAGUUAGUUUCAAGAAGGAACAUUUGAAAAAAGGAAGUUGUGUAGGAACCCUUAAAUCAGGAAAUAUUCUACUGUUCUUGGUUUAAAUUGUAUAUACAAAUCAAUAUUGUAUAAUGUUAUCUGUUUUUCUAUUACUGUACUGUAUCUUUUCUGUGUUCAUUUGAUGAACUGCAUUCACAAACUUGGCCAAUCUCAAAUAUUAAUACUUUUUACUUUUGGCAGAUUUUUGCCAGUAUAUUACUUAAGUUUGUACCAAUAACUAUGUGUGGGUUUUUUGUUUGUUUGUUUGUUUGUUUGUUGUUGUUUCUCCCAGAUAUUUUGUGCUACAGAGGUGCUACAUAUAUAAACUACUGAUGAACUGAUUCCCGCUCCCCCAGCCCUGUCACCUUGUAUAUACCACAGGCCUUGUAUUGUGAAUGAAAUUUUUCCCCCCUUUUUUUUUUUUUGGUCACAAGAAACAGGUGUUUCUGUAUCCAAAUUAUAUCCAUUAAGAAAAUUUGAAUUUGAUGGGAUUAAAGUUUGUUGUGAGUCGCCA